AUCACCACCACCGUCGGCAACUUCAAGCAGUCUCAUCCACCACCAUCAAGCAAUUUAUAAGUUUUUAACACCAUAGCCGCCUCAAUCUUACUUUCCACCACUCAUAAACCACUCCAAAGUCCAAAUUAUUUCUACCCGCACCUACAAACGCAAUCAAAUCCACCACUAUCCUUUUAUAUAUGUUUCUCGAAACCAUCAUUAUCGUAAUCGCCACUGUAAACUCACCAAAACAACUUACCACCACUAAUGCCACCAAGAACCCAUUAGCACCAUCAAAUCACAAUCAAAUAUUCUUUAAAAAAAAAUCUAAGAUAAAAAUUCGACCCACUAUAUGAGGUGAACUUAGAAUCCAUAAAAGCAACUUCAAAAAGCUUCCAAGAGUUCGGACAAGUCAUUGAAGACAACCCUGGCAACGAUGAAUUAUUUGGCCCCGCCAUUGCUGCUCAUCUCCACCUAAACCGAAGUGUCGUGAGGAUUGGAAUAUGAAAGGAAUGUGAAAUUAGGCGUGGAAGGGAUGAAGAAGUGAAUAAAUGGGAAGGGGAACAAUUCAAUUAAUUUAAAUCAAUAACAAUUAGAUAAGGAUCUUUUAUUUUAGGGGAGUAAUUGAAGUUGGAGUUUGUAUUUUCUUUAAUAGAAUCAGAUAUUUCCAUUCCAAACCAGAUUUUGACCGGGAUUCGUGGCGGGCUUUUUGUCAUUUCAGAUGAAUCACCGUUUGACAUUCCGGUCCGUCUGAUCAAGGGAGGUUCUUGAUAUUUCUUAUACCUUGAGGGUGUUUUAGAUAAUGGGCUGAAGCUUGAGGGUGUUUUUGAUAUUAGCCCUUUUAUUAUUGUUCACAGGAAAAAAAUGAAAAUAAUUUAAACAAACUGAAAAACAUUUUCUCUGCAUAAUAAACCGUAUACAAUAUGUGUGUAUGUGUGUUUUUUCUUUUUUUUUCCCCCUUCCUUUCUGGCUUUGAUUUAUUUCCAAAGUAUGUUUUUUUCUGUAAGAAAAAACAAAGAUAAAAAGAAGAAUUGGUAUAUUAAAAUUGAUUAUUAUAAGAUUAAAGGAGAAAUUGGUAAAUUGAACUGAUUAAGAAAGUCCGGAGGUUUUAUGGUUUUAAGCUGUGGAAAGGGUUUAGGGUUUAUGUCCUCUCUGUCUUCCCCCAUUUGAAUUUGCAGGGAAGAGCCACCGUAAACGGAGCUCCGACUAUGGCGGUGGCAGCAGAAGUCGACGACACUACGAUGGCGGACGAAUCGCGUAAAGAAGUUACAUUCGUCAAUGAAGUAUCUCUUGAUGCCAAGCUUAUCGAACUUCUUCGCAACUUAACUUCCACCCAAUCAAAACUCAGUGUGGAUGCUUCAAAGGAAUUCAUAAAGCUUCUCAAAUCCGAUUCCGGUUCCAAAAUCCUCAGUUCUUAUAUUCAAUCAUCAUCGAGGUGUGCCGAGUUUCUCAAAGCUUGGGACCUCCAAAAAGGCAAGCCAGAGUUUUUCCAGUUAUUGAAUUUGGUUUCUGCUGUUUUGGGCCAUCCUUUUGGGAGGAGUAGUGAUAAUUUGAUUAUAAGUAGUGCGUUGGAUAAGUUUGCGCGGGAAAUUAUCAUGGACAAAAUGGAGGAUUUGUAUACUGAGUUGAAUUGUAAGGAGGCUAAAAGGCAGAGAGCUGUCUUGUUGUUGUUGGCUUCUGUAGUUAGGCGCGGGACGGGUUUGGCGUGGGAUGUGUUGAAGCGUUUCGAUUUUAAGGUCGCGAAUUUUACGAAGCUCUCUGAGUGGAAAGCUAGGCUUCAGAAUGAGGAGAAGACGAGAGGGAGGCGGAAUAAGGAGAGGAGGAAAGAGAGGCAGAAUGUGGUGAAGAGGAAGUAUUUGACUAGGGAGGAGUUUGUGGGGUUUGCUAUGUCCUUUCUGGAAGUUGCUAAUCCGCGGUUAUUUAGGGAGAUUCUGCAGCAGAAAGAUAUGUAUUCGGGGGUGCUUCGUGGACUGGGGACUGAUGACGACGAGAUUGUGGUUUAUGUUUUGUCGACAUUACGUGACAGAGUGCUCGUUCCAGAGUCAUUGGUUCCACCGGCGCUUAGGAGUGUGUUGUUUGGGAGUGCAACAUUAGAGCAGUUGAUUGGCAUUUCCGGAGGGGAGGAUGGUGGUGUUGCUGCAGACCUAGCUCAUAGUGUUCUAUUAAAAGUGUGUACGGACCCCUCUAAUGGGUUAAUGCCUGAUUUGGAGAGAAAGCCUAGUCCUUUGAAAGGAAACAUGAAGCGGUUGUUGGAUCUUAUGAAAAAACUGAACCCUACUAAGGUUGACUAUCAUAAAGAGCUGCUUUUGGCUAUCGUGAAAGGGAGGCCUGCCUUUGGUUCUGCUUACUUGGAUGAGUUCCCUUACAAUGUGCAAGAUCAAUCAUCACCUAACUGGUUAGAACUUUUCAUUCUCGAGCAAUUUGGAUUUUUUUUUUCUUUCAUGUGCAGUUACUGAAGUACUUGCAGGCCUUUUGCAAUUUCUCUUGCUGCAGAUGUUGUGUCUUCAGUGGGUGAUGGACUUAGGUUUGAGUUUGUUGAUUCACAGUCUCAGGAGCCUCCAUCGUUUGGCAGUUCAGUUGUUCAGGAUGUUGUGAAGUGCAUAGGACCGCGCCCAUUUACGCAAUCGUUGAUUAGUAGAGGAUUGCUACAGCCUGAUCCUCUUGUGAAACAUGGGGCUCUGAAGCUUGUAUUAAUGGAACUAAAGCUUCUUGAUUCUCUCAUUUCUACUCUAAAAGGCGUGCCCACUUCUCUUGACCAAAAGUGGGCUUCUCUCCAGCAUGAUGUUCAGAAUGCAGUCCAGAUUGUACUUCCUAAACCCCAGGUGUUAUAUGAUCUACUUCCCUCUCUAAAUGGAAAUUUCAAGAGUAGUAAAAAACCUACAAAGAGGACUGCAGAAGAGGAUCUUGACUCGGAGUGUUUGAUUGACUGGAAGAGGUUAAAGAAUAGCACCUUAAAUGAGGACAAUGAUUUUGUUGUCAGUGGGGUUGAUUUUGUCCCAGAUGAUGGUUUGAUUGAGAGUGAUGGAGCUCCACUCGAUUAUGAUACCAAUGAAUUGAACAACAGCGUGGAUUUCUUAAAUCAUGUAAAGGAAAUUUGGGGCUUGCUAGGCUGUUCAACUGAGGAGACUGCCAUUAAACAUGGAGAAUCAUUCUUUUUCUCUAAGUUGCUUGAUGCUCUCAAAAUAUUUCAUGUAAGAUAUUCGCUUUUAGUAUCUUUGUCUGGAAACAAAUUUUGGGUGUUUCGAGGGAAAGAGCUUUUGGAAUCAGACCUAUUCAUUCUUAGCAUUAGGAUAAUUGGCCUAUUUGUUUGUUUUCUCAGAAAUGAAUAGUCACGGAAUGGUUGUGGGUGCUGGUAUUUCUGUUGCUAACACAGUGCUAUCAUUAUCUCUUGCAGCGGGCUUUGCCUUCUGCUACUGCAGGGUCAUUUGAUUUCUUUAAGUUUCUUUCCAGAAAAUUGUUGGAAUCACCAACGAUUGUGCAGCGAUCUUUAUUGUCCCUGCUUGUAGAUCAAGUUGUGGAGAUACGCCAGCAUGACAUCUCCUUUAAAACUCCGCCCGAGAUGUAUAAGCAUCUGGAUUCAUUCAUCAAUUUGGUCAUGUAUUCCCCAAGACGGGACAUAAAGGAUUGGGCUUACACCCUAGCACAGGCAGCAAUGUUUAGUACUGGUGCAUUUGACAUAAAUCCCGGGGAAAUCAGUACUUGGUUACUAUUUAUACCUGGUUGUAACAGAGAUUACAUUCAUGUCCAUGACAAGGAUGUUGAGAUGUUUCAAAGAUUAGCUGAAUUUCUACGUGAAGCUGUUUCAAAAGUUGAUUGUGGAAAUAACUUGUUUCGGUAUUUGGAUCAUUUACGGGGCUUUGUCAACAACGUAGGGGGUUCAACGGACGUGUCUCCAAAUUUCGGCCCUUUUAUUGUUUGUAUUCUUCGAAGCUGUCUAAAGGUCCUUGGUUCAAAGUCUCGCCCGCUACAUGAGAAGUUAGUUAUAUCAUUGUAUGUUUCUACUACAUCAAAGUAUCUUCUGGAAACUCAGGUUGAAGCUGGACUUUUAUCAUCCAUCAUUUGUCUUAUACUCUCUGAAGGACUCGAGGGCUCUUGCAAAAUUGAUCAGCUUUCCAGUAGACAUUGUGAAUGGAGGCCGUUGAAUAGCUUGUUAUGCUUUGCCAGAAGCCUUAAGGAGAGCCAAGAAGUCUCUGGUAGUUAUGGGACUGAAGGGAACCUUCCUGCAUCUGGUGGUUUGUUUCAUGAUGUUCUUCGUGAAGUUCAAGGAGUAUUAAGGAAUGAAAAUGUGGACUUGUUUAAGUUAUGGCCAGAAAUUUGCUAUGCUGGAGUUCAAGCAGGAGGAACGACUAUAAUAACUGAUAUGCUUGUUCAUGGGCAAGAAUCUUUUUCUCUUGCGUUUGGUUCCUUUGUGAAGGUGGCACCUUUUCAUACUCUCUUUCCUUUUAUUUUCUUCACUGAUGAUUCUAUGUUGCUGGACCAUUCAAAAAUGCGGAAUUUACUUCUGGAUAAGCUCUCUGUGCUGAAGCCUGAGCACUCUAUCUCUGCUUUUCUCCACAUCUUGUUUUGUAUACUUCAAGCGCGGAGGUCUUCUAGAACCAAACAAGUUAAAAAGUUUGAGAAGCUUUGUGAAUCAUUAUUUUUCCUUGCAGAGCACAUCCUCAAACACUUGUUGGUUGAACAAAUUGGCUCUGAUAGCACUUCAAGCGUUCCUUCUCUUUCUUCAGCUUGUUAUAUUCAAGAAGUGGUGGCUCAGGUUGUGUUUUCCCACCCUUUAGUCACUGCUUAUUUAGAGGACCCUUUGACGACUGCCACCAAUAUUAGGGAUGACAUUUUCCACUGGCCACCGGAGAGCUUACGUAACAUGGCUGAAAAGGAAGUUCAUAGAACGGACCAUCUUGUUUUGAACUUAUUAAGAGUAACCUGUGAGCUCCUAGUCAGUUUACCACGUAACUCGGUAUCUCUAUUGGAAGUUGAUCAAACUGGUGGACAAAUUCCAAAGACUUUUGAUGUGCUGGUGCAGAAACUAAUUUUUUCAUUCAAGAAGGGGUUCGUUGAUUGUAUGGAGAGGACAAAAGGUUUGUUCCAUCUAAUUCCAACGUUAAAUGCUUUGAAUAAUCUGAAGGAAUUCAUAUGUCCCUUUGAUCUCUUUGAGUUGGUGGACUGGAUGUUCUCCCAGAUUGAUCAAGCUGAUACUUCAGAUCUCCAUUCUUUCAAAAGUUGCGCUCUCUCUGUUGGUUUACAGGUUGCUUCAUGUGCUUUCGAUUCGCUUAGAGUGUGUAUGCUGUCUUUAAAAGCAAAAGAGCCAGUAUUUGAUUCGUUGAUUGGUGCUUCUGGCAGUAGUCGUGAUGUUGGCUUGUUUGAGAAAUCAUUUUUCUGCAUAUGUGAAAUUGCCACUCGUGUGGAACAAGAGGUUGCUUUUCACUGUUUACUGAAAGCCACUAAGGCGGUUAAAUAUCAUACCAAUAUGGGGAAGAACAGCCUGCAUUUUAUAAUGGCUUCUUCAAGACUUCUAUCGCGUGUUCCACUAAAGUUUCUUUCUCAUUGCAUGCAGAAAAUUACUACCACUAAAGCAGAAUUGUUGUUUAAUCUUUCUGAAAUGAGUUACCUGCAUCUUUUUGCAUUUGGACAUCUGGUGGAUGAUGUAUCAAGUAAAUAUUCACUUUCUGAAGUCAAUAUGAAGGAAGCUGACGAGUUUUUCUUGCUUCUUCCCACCAUCCUUCUGUACACUGAUGCUGCCCUUUUGAAAUUUGGUGCGGAGCAUUAUCGACAUUUUGAGAAUGUAACUACUUUAUUUUGGAAGAUAGUUUCGCAGGGCCUAUCUGACUGGAACACCUUUGUUUCUAAGGAUAUAUUUGCGGCCAAACAUGUUCAGUGUUUGCCUUCAUCAAUCGGAGAACUUCUUAAUCUUUUCUCUUCCACUCUUCUUGGAAAAGCAGUACUUCUGACGCAACUCUACCUAGGUGCGAGUGGGCAUUUGGUAGAAAUCAAAGAAAGAUUGAAUCUAUUUGAUAAACUUUGCCCACAUACCAGUGCAUCUGUUGGGUUUUUGGACUGGGAUGUCAGCAAUCAUGUUUUCUCUUCAUUUGAACAACCUUUGAAUUUUGCAAAUAGAAUUAUUGCGAAGAUACGCUUUUGUAGGGUGCUGUUAAGCCUCGAGCAUUGUCAGUCUGAGCCCUACUCGGAAGAUGGAAAAUCGAUUGGGAACCUCUCAGAGUUUAGCACUUCAAGAAACCGGUUUCUGAGUGUCUUGGUCUUUUCAUGGAUACAUAUUGUUGAGAAAUUUCAAGCCAAGGACAGGAACUAUGCAAUCUUCAGAUUUUUGGAAGUCUUUGUUGCUGAGAAUAUAUUGGAAUCGAUAGGAGGCACGUAUGAUUGUUUGAGUGUAUGGGACGCUUUUCCUUUCGAGCAACUUGUUGAAGCUUUUCUUCGUCAUAGAUUUGAGGAUCCUUAUACAUUAAAAAUGCUUCAAAAUGUUCUUACUUUGCUGCCAAAUGGAAAGUUCUCUUGUGUUCCUAUUCUUCAGCGGCUACUUGAAGAUGAUGACCCCCAAAUAUCUCCAACCAUUCUUUUUGACCAUAAAUCUUCUAGUUCUCAAAUGGGCGUUUCUUUUACGGAUAGCAGCAGGAUAAUGAAGUCAUUUGUGUUUCCUUUUGCAGCAGAAAAUACUGAUGGAAAAAACAGUUGUCAAACAAUUGAACCUUACAUGAAGAAGUUGGAAUUGGUUAAGUUGCUGAGGCUUCUUGUUAAUAUCACCAGUCAGCAAGAGAGUUUUGAUUCCAGAACACGCAGAGACAAGAAAGUGAAAGAAUUGGUCUUGUUACUGUUGUCAUCUUAUGGGGCAACCACGAGUGAGAUUGAUCUAGAAAUAUACAAUCUCAUGAAUGAAAUUGAGACUGUUGAUCAAUCACAUUUUGAACUUGUUGCUGAGUGGGAUUACCUAUGGGGCUCUGCAGCUAUUAACGUCAGUACGGAACUAGAACGGGUGCAGGGUUUAUCUUCUUUUCAUUUACAGGAUGAUGAAGUAAUUGCUGAACAGCGACGGAAUCGAUUCAGAGAAAAUCUUCCUGUUGAACCCAAAUUAUGUUUGAGGACUGUUCAUUAUUUUCCUUAUAAUAGAUCUGCUGCUGAUCUAAGUCCAAGUAAUACUGAUACUGAUAAUUUUUACCAGAAACAUAGUGGAUGUUCUAGGAAGAUCUAUGUAUAUGAUCCAUUGUUCAUCUUGCGUUUCGGAGUUCAUGGUCUUGCGAUGGAAUAUAUUGAGCCCUUGGAGUUCGCUAGUUUGGGUUUGCUUGCUGUUGCAUUUAUGGCUUUGUCUUCACCUGAUACCGAUAUAAGGAAGUUGGGCUAUGAAGCUAUUGUAAAAUUCAAGAGUGUUCUAGAGAGAUGUCCGAAGAGGAAGGAUGUGAUGCGACUCCGUCUUUUGUUAUCCUACUUGCAAAAUGGUAUAGAAGAAGAGUGUCAAAGGAUUCCUUCCAUAACUGCUGUAUUUGUUGCCGAAGCUUCUCUUAUUCUGUUGGAUUCUUCUAAUCAUCUUCAUUCAUCUUUAAGUAAAGCUCUCAUGCGAGCUUCAGGUGCUAAUUUUAAGGGCAUACCCUUCUUCCAGGAAUUUUUUUGGAGUUGUUCUAUUAAUUUCAAGACUGAGAGGUUAUGGAUGCUUCGUCUUCUAAACUCAGCUCUAGAUAUGGAUGAGGAUGCUCUGAUACUUGUCAGAAACUCCACUUUUCAGACCCUUCUGAAUUUCUAUACUUCUCCUCUUUCAGAUGCUGAGUCAAAGGACCUGAUUGUUCAGAUGGUUAAGAAGUCUGUCAGAAUACGGGAAGUAGCACGGAACUUGGUUGAAUACUGUGGCAUGAUUCCUUGGUUGUCGUCUAUUAUUGCAUCUUUUCAUUGGAUGUUACUCAAAGACCAAAACAGCUUUCCUUAUGAAAAGUUAGCAGCCAUGCUGGAGGUGGCUAAUGAUAUUAUUUCAUCUAGAUGGAUUAGCGAAUGGGAGUAUCCCUUCGAGCCACUUGCUGAAAUUGCAUCGCAUCUAUUCAGAAUCUUAGUUGGUGGCACAAGAUUUACAGAACAACAAACCAGAACCACUGAUCAGAUUCUACAGCUAUUGAUGACAACAUUGAAGCUCUCACAAAAGAGAGAAGUUUAUAAGCCACAUUUUACCCCAUCUUUUGAAAGUUUAUUUAAAUUGUAUCAAGCCAUUGAUAAAUGUUGCGGUAAACAGUUCUGUUCGAUUGCGGAGAUUGGACUUAAAGCUAUACUUAUGAGUACUCCCCAACCUGCAAUUUUUGAUAUGGAUGAACACAUGCUUUUUGAGUUCACAAGCUGGGCAAUUUCAACUGCCAUUCAGUCCCGCCUGAUGAAAGUGACUAAACCUGAAGCACCAUGGUGCAAUUUAUCAAAUAUACCAGAAGAAGAACUUGAAGAGGAUCUUCUGUCAAAGCUUUUACGAUGGCUGACUGCUUCGGUGAUUAUUGGAAGGAACGUUUCGAAGUCUAUUCGUACUUCUAGAUUGGAGCUGAGUACACUGCAUUCUUUGUUGGAGGGCUGUGAAAAUGUACUAGGAAACCAAAAUGACCACAACUGCAUACAGGUUUUAGGCUCAUCGAUUUUUCACCUGCAACAGCUGCUAAGCACAAAGUGGGAAUUACUUCCAUCUGUUGUCUCUGCACUUUGCCUUCUCCUCUUUUCUGGUACCUCUCCAGAUUCGCUGCUUGGUGAUGAUUGGAUUUCUGUUACAUCCCUCUUGGAGAAAGUGAAAAGCCCACCAGAAGCUCAUCCUGACUGGAGAUGGUCAUUUGAUGAGCCUUGGAGAGGUUCCUCCUUGGAGCGUUCGGAAGGGGAGAAGUUGGAAGAAUUCCAAGCUUGCCAAAAGCUUUUAGCGGUAAUUUCCAAGUUGCUUGGACCGAAACCUCUAUCAACCGGUUUUCUCUCACUGGAAGAAGUCGAAAAAUCGAAAAGUAUUAGAGUUGAGAAACCAUAAUCGACCCUAACUGAUGGUUUUCGUAGAUGUAUAUAGCACAACAUUAGCGAGCGAGUGCACCACUAACCCUAUAGAGAAGCUUAAGUGUACAACCUGUCAAAAGUUUCGUGUUAGGAGUUCAUUCAUCACUAGCUUAAUUCAGUUCAGGCUUAAAACAUCUGAUAGGUUAGUUGAUAGAUUCCUAUUGUCUGUGUGUCUAAAUAUAGCUCAUUUUGUUGUUAUUUGUUUUUUUUUUUUUUAAUUAUCAUUGGUCGACAAAUGUAACAGUUGUUGCGUUUUCAGUUCUUUUUCUUUUUUUGAAUUUUUUUUUAAAAAUAAAAUCAUAUUGGC
This is a messenger RNA of Oldenlandia corymbosa var. corymbosa, 9289 nucleotides long. Lineage: Eukaryota; Viridiplantae; Streptophyta; Magnoliopsida; Gentianales; Rubiaceae. The record is from the annotation of a GenBank genome assembly.